AUGUUUUCAUUAAUUAAACAUCUUCUGGUUUGCUUGGAAAUUCUAAUAAUUUGUCAAAUAAUUUCAAUAAGUAAUGGACAAGAAAUUAUCAAAAUUACCAAAAAUGAGAAUGCUAUUGACAAUAAUAUUACUUUAAGUGAUAAUAAUGAAAACGUUAAUUAUGACGUUAACAUUAAGCACAACAUUACGAAUCAGAAUCAAACAACAGCUGCUGAUAAGAAUUUUAUCGACCAAAUAACAUUUCGUCUGCCGAACAAUACAAUACCACUGUUAUAUGAUUUGUAUUUUAAUUUCAGUAGCAAUUAUACAAAUAAUGAGGAAACGAAUUUUACAGGGCAUACAAAUAUAAAAGUUCUGGUAAUAGAAUCAACCCGUUACAUUGUGUUGAGUGCAAAAGGAUUAAUGAAUUUUAAGGUGCAUGUAACACAUUUGAGUUUGCUGCAGAAUAAUAAAAAGACAGGACUUUAUUUCGUUGCUACUGACGAGUCAGUUAUAUCAACUAUUGAUACAGAUAUUUUAACAACUGGUAAAGGUAGGAUAGUCACAAAUUUACAAUUUGAACCAAGUUAUGGCAAACCAGUAGUACUAACAUACUUUGAACCAACUUAUGCCAAAACAGCAUUUCCAUGUUUCGAUGAACCUUUUUUUAAAGCGAAAUUUGUUGUUCAGCUAACUUAUUCUAGUGAUUAUCGUGCCAUUUCCAACACUCCAAUUGAAUUCGAUUAUGUAAUAGAAAAUUCAGACCAAGACACUUCUCCAACAAGAACAACAAAAUUUAUGGAAUCACCAUUAAUGUCAUCUUAUCAACUAGCUUUUGUUUUACACCCUAAUCAUUCACAUGUUUCAAUAGAACGAAAUAAUAUAACAUAUUCGCUAUAUUACACUGAUUAUGAGGCAAAGACGAAAAAUGUCGAAAUAUUAAGGCAUACAGUAAAGGAGGUAGCUCGUAUUAUGUCGAGUUUAGAAGAACUCUUUGAAAUACCUUUCCCUUUACCAAAAAUGGAUAUGAUAGGCGUUCCAAAAACAACAGGCUUGGCUAUCGAAAAUUGGGGUCUUCUAAUAUUUAAUCAAGAAAAAGCUUUUUUGGAUAUAACCUGUAAAACUAUUGAAGACCAUUAUAGAACAGUUAUAUUUACCCAUGAGCUGGUUCAUCAAUGGUUUGGAAAUUUAGUAACAACACAAUGGUGGUCAACAACAUGGUUAAAUGAAGGUUUUGCGUCACAUUAUGGAAUUUUUUUAGCAAUGAAGCUUUUUCCAGAAUGCGGGAUAUCCCAGGACUAUGCGCAUUUAGACAUGAGGUUAUUGAAAUUCCAUGUAACUAAUAAACAUCCUAUCUCAAACUAUGUCGAAACUGAUGAUGAAAUUUUAGCAAAUUUUAGUCCUACAUCUUAUAACCAAGAUUUUUUUAAAACCUGGGCUCAUAAUUUUGAUGUUCCUGAAGUAACAGUAAUUAGAAAUUAUAAAACAAAUGAAAUCAUUUUAAAACAAUCUUCAAUGACAAAAAAUUCUUCAGAUCUAUGGUAUAUACCAUUGAAUUUCGCAACAGCUACACAAUUUAAUUUUAGUGAUACACAUUUUACUUACAUAAUGAAUGCAACCGAUGACUCCGUAAAAGUAGAUGCAGAGGUAGAUUUAAAUCUCAAUUUAAAAGAGAGUGAUUGGCUGUUUGUAAACAAGAAAGGAAUUGGUUCCUACUCAGUGAAAUAUGAUAAAGCUAAUUGGUUACUCUUAGCCAAAACACUUCAACAAAAUUAUGAAGUUUUUGAUUCAAGUAGCAGAAUUUUUAUUUUAAUAGAUGUACUUACCUAUUUGCGAAAAGCUGAUUUCGAUGAAAAUUUUGAUAUGGAAGUUGUAUUGGAAAUUUUGUCUUAUCUUGAGUUUGAAAAGGAUAUAGCAGUUUGGUAUCACGUUCAAUAUUGGUUGAUCAACGGAAACACAUAUUGUACUGAUGACAUUGAGUUUGCAAAUGAAAUUGUUAAAAUUAUUAUAAACCGAUUAAGUUCUAAUGAAGAAGAAGAUUUUAUGUAUAUUAUCUUACAAAAUUUUCUUGGUCCUGAUGCAUCUCCAUCAUGGAAUUUAGUAAUAGACAAUAUUGAAAGCAAUUUUGAAAAAAUGAUGCAAAAUGAAGAUGCAUUUGAAGAAAUAUUAGAAACUAUAGUUGCGAUGCCUUACACCCCCGAAUAUGAGAAGAAGAUUGAUAAAAUUAUUCAAAGAUAUCAGAAAGAAAAAACAUCAGAAAGUGAAGUCAUAUUGGACAGAUCGACAACACAAAUUUCAAAAUACAGAAAAUAUGAAAAACAAGUUUCCGUUUGGUUAACCAAUUAUUUCCAUAAUAAUGAAAACCGUUUAUAA
Messenger RNA from Condylostylus longicornis, 2352 nucleotides. Its product is annotated as aminopeptidase N-like. Gene Ontology annotation, molecular function: zinc ion binding; peptide binding; metalloaminopeptidase activity. Lineage: Eukaryota; Metazoa; Arthropoda; Insecta; Diptera; Dolichopodidae. The transcript is spliced from 8 exons. Bases 1 to 2352 code for a protein of 783 amino acids. Gene Ontology annotation, cellular component: cytoplasm. The record is from RefSeq and is a predicted model, not a curated record. Gene Ontology annotation, biological process: peptide catabolic process; proteolysis.